This is a messenger RNA of Spirometra erinaceieuropaei, 5249 nucleotides long. The record is from the annotation of a GenBank genome assembly. NCBI's taxonomy places the organism in Eukaryota, Metazoa, Platyhelminthes, Cestoda, Diphyllobothriidea, Diphyllobothriidae.
AUGGUGGAUGUAGUGGAACUACUUCUCUCACAGGGUGCUGAGGUCGAUGCUCGAGCGCUGAAUGGAGCAACACCGCUUUUCCGUGCGAUCGAAACCUCGCGUGCCGCAGUUGUCAACUUGCUCGUUAAUAGGGACGCAGAUAUUACCCUUGAAACGAAGCAAGGUGCGUUGACUUAACUUCCACUAUAUUGAUCCACGCAUAUUGAUUAGGUAGUCUCUCACGUACUAAAGACUGCAGAAAUUGAAAUACCCACAAAAAUUUGUCAACGUAAGCUAUAAAAUGUGCGCUUAUGAAUACACUUAUCCAUUGGUUAGUAAGAAAUCUACACCUCAGCUAAACUGUGAAUCGUAAAUUCGGCAAGUGUACGGUGUGUAAUCCUCUGCGGUAGACCGCAGUUGGCUACGAACCUAAUGCCCGCCAGGGUUAUGCCUUCAGUGGAAAAUCUCUGGCCUUCAGGCAUUAAAGGAAAAGUCAGACGGAACCAUACUCAUAAGCCAAGUCCUGAAAUCUUAAUCCUAGCCUCCAUCCCAAAUUCAAACCUUAACGCAAGCCUGAAAAUCAUAUUUCCAAGAAUAACCCAACUAAUCUCAAUUUUAACCGUUAAUAAAAACCUAACCUUGAGCCCAUAACGGGCACCUUUAAUAUUGAUGAUGCUGUUGAAGGUCUAAAUCAGCUUUCUGCACUGUCCCUUUCGCGACUUACUGCCAGUCAAAGCGUUAUGAAGCACCAAUUACCCAGGGGGUUACAUACCCUGCCCUUACCGUAAAGCCUUCUUUUAGCAUUGUUCGAAGCCAACCAAAUUAUUCCGCCUCUAAGGCCUAACGGGAGUUCUGCUGGCAGAGAGGCAUGUUCAGGCGUGUGAGUAGUCGACUCUUCUGUUAGGUAAGGGCUCCUCAUCCUCUAGCGUCCGAGAAAGUUGCCCGUUCCCGAGGUCGCAAGCUUCAGUUCUUUGCAUGAAGGUUUAAGGAGAAUAAAAAGGAUGACGAGGAUGUGAAGGUAUAGUUUUUGUAAUACUCAGUAAGGUGCGACCAGAAAUUCUCCUAACACAUUACUCAGAGGAACAAACUGAAAAAUGGCCCUAAAUUAAACGAGAUAUGAAAAAUUCGGACGGCCUCCGUGGUAAUACCAAGGUCUCUAUUUCUGUAUAACAUGACAAGAAAUAGUGUGACCGAUUACGGAUCAGCAAAAUCAAGGCAAGACGACUGACGCGUGUCACGCCAGAUUGGAUGAGACGAAUUUUCAAUCACCAGACCGGAAAAGAGAAGCGAAGAAGAUUUAGGAGAAUUCGAUUGGCAAAUUGCCUAACUGUCCUUAAACGUCGUUGGCAUAUAACACCAUCUUAAGGGGAAUGAAAGACACCAACACUGGAUGGGGCAUAGUUAGGGAACGCCUUUAAAUUGGAAUUAGCUGUUUUCAUGAUGCAGGAAAAAUAACAUGGAACCGUAGAUGAUAGGAAUGUGAAUAUGGCCAUCAAUAGAUUCCAGGCGUAGGAGCGCAAGCGGCCGCUCUAGUGCCUGGGUUUACCAAUUUUAUCAAAAGUGACUUCAGAGUAUCUGGGCAAUAUACUCAGGGGAACUAAACUACCUCAACAAAAGCGCAAAAAACACAGGAUUGAAAGAUAAUCCCAGUUUAUGCCAGCAUUUUCUCAUGAUCGCGCUGAGUCAUGAUACAGAGAUCCGCGAUAUCGGUGCACUUAAAGCACAGUUUAAUUUGAAAAUAGGUAUAAAGUUAACUUUGCGUAUUACAUCUGACCGCAGUCAUUAGAAAAAUGUGGACUUUAGUUUGCAAGUUGCAAAAAUGUCCGUGUAGGUGGACGUUAUUGUGCAAACUACUCGACGGAGCGAGCCAAAAUAACUAGUUUUUGCGUAAAUUUGUCCGCUUUAACUGUGAAACCGAGAUCUUUUAAUAACUCUAUCGCAUGAAUGAUGGCCAGUUAAGAUGCUAACCGCUUCCACGGCGUCAUCUGGUUUCAGCUUUUUUCAAGACAGAUUUUAUACCUCCAGUCCUCUCUUUACUUGAAUCCACGCAUUUUUUAUCGGUGUCUGAAUGUACAAGACAGUUAGAAAAGGGUACCAUGUCGAAUUCUCCGCAGAUCAGUAGAGGCAAAUGAUAAUUGGUUAGUUAUAUUUAAUCAGACGUGGGGUAACUGUCUAGACUUACUAGCCAUCAAUUACAGUUCAUUUCGGACUUCACAUUUCUCUACCCCACAAAUGAACCCCCUCACAAAUGGUCAUACAAAAUGCGUCACUCCGUCGAUUUCCAACUCACAGACAGAUGCGCAUUUGCUGUAAGGUCGUAUUGGACCGACUUAAAUUUAUUGAAAACUCAUGUUUUUAAAGCUGUAGUCUGAGUCAAUUACCUGCAAAUUUUCGCCAGCCUCAAAUAGCCGAAUGCAUAAGUUUGUUUUCAAUUUACGAUCUGUGUCAAUGCGACCCGCUAAAAUGGGCAGUUAGUUCAAAAUCAAGACAUUAGUUUCUUAAGGCUUUGGAAGAGUAAAUAGGAUGAAUUUCGACAACUAGUGUAAAUUAUGCAACAGAUUCUAUGCUGUGCUGAAAGCCGCGGUAGAAGGUAAUUUGUAUUAACUGAUUAGUGAAAAAUUCUGACUUUCAAAAACAGAUCUAACGUCAAAGUUAAAACAAUUUGGUGCACCGUGACUAGGACAUAUGCGAACGUGUCAAGUGCACUGACACUUUGGCUCUCCAGAACCGCUUAUCCUACGCGUUUUCUCCUAUUGCCUUGCAACAGGUACGACACCUCUGGAUGAGGCCUUUGUAUGGGGUGAUCCUCGAGUGAUUGCUAUUCUUAUGGCAAAAUCUGCGGAACUCAAAGCCAAGGAAACAAAAAAGUCUGCACGCCGCCCCGCUGUAUGUAAUUUGGCCAAUUCUAGCAACCUCUGCUUCUAGAGGACUGUUCACCUUUCCUCCCUGUACUGAAAGUCAGCACUUUCGUCUCAAAUAGGUUUUCAACCUAUCGAAAUUAUAGUCUCAAAGGACACUGAAUAGGUGGAUGACAACUUGAGACCUGUGCUUUAAAUAAAUUUCUAACUGCGGAUACGGCAAAAGCAGGGGAUUCAGAAAAUUUUGAGAAGCAAAGUUGUCCUAGAAGUUUUAAUUUUCAGGUCUGUGUUUGUUCAUUUUGGACGAGCAUAGCGUAUUUAUCAAUCAAAUCCAUUUUGAACCAGUGUAACCAAAUCAAUGUCAUAAAGUAAAUUUCUUUAUAACUGACAUUUGGACGUCUGAGUCUAAACUGGUACACAGUAAGCCGAAGAACGUGAGAACGCUUUGAUCCCAUUGAAAAGAGGGCUAACGUGUGUUCCGAAAUCCUCACAUUAAUUGAAAUACCAAAUAAUAUACGCUCUUCUACAGUAAUUUAUAGAUGCAGUUAUAAUAAUAAUAGUGUGUUUUAGGGUAAUAGGCAAUGCCCUUGAUGACCCUAUUGAAAACGGUACAUAAGAUGUAAAUGUUAAAUGUACAUCUUACUAAAAUUUUGUCCGUAACAUAUUUGUUCACGGAAAACUUUCACAAUGCGGGACUUCGAAGGGUGCGGCAGGCGGUCUUCUCAGUGUACAUAUGAAAUUUUAAGUGCAGUCAUAUACAAUCAGCAUAAAGUGCAGUCAUUUGCAUAGUUUGAGAGGAGGCAUCUCAUCAAAAGUCAGGGAUGUGCUAAUUAGGGAUGAAAUCAAGAAAUGAAAUUUAUGACUGGCCGCAGAUCGUCCUGUUGUGAAAGUCGUCGUUUAUCGAAUAUCAAACGAUCCAGCUGCCUUUUGAAUACAGCGAUUGUAUCAGAUGUCACUAUUUCACUUGGGAGUGAGUUCCAUGGUCGAACAACACGCUGACUGAAGGAAAACUUCCGAUUGUCUAGGCGCGUUAAAUUGAUCUACAUUGUAAGCUUGCAGCUGAACAUAGAACCUUAGGUCUUACGGUCCCACUUUAUAGUCCACGCGCGGAUACUCUAGAUGACCAAAUAUCUCGCUGAGGCAGUUGAGAGAGAUCCUGUUUAAAGAUUCUAGUAAUGUUUAGUUAUCCGCCAUUUUCACAUCCUCGUAGAACCUCACGGAUGUUAAGUAUAUAGGCUACCCUCCGUCUGUAUCCUAUUGGUCUCGACGUCUGCUCCAGUUGUGAGUCAGCCCUGGUGCAAUCACUUGUGUGAAAGCGCAACAAGGGAGAUCAAAAUAACCGUUUGGUGUUCACUUGGUUUUUUGGCCAACAAUGCCCAAAGAGGCCCAAGAAGCUUCUAGGGUAGACUGAUUUGCUGGAUCGAUUAUUAGCUAAAAACACUUCUAGACUGUUGCAAAUCAAAUACGAGUGUUUGAAACUGAAGUAUUUUAUCUGGAAGGAGAUUAUCCUACAUAGAAACUGCUCCCUCUAUUAACAGACCUGGCUUAGAAACAGACCUACUUUAAAAGUUCUAUAAAUUCUUUAUGCUUUUCAUAUAAUAUGUCAUUAUACUCCCCGAUCGAAAAAACUAAGCCGACAAACCCCUGAAAAUGCAUUCGUAAUUUCUAUCCACUUCGACUGGACAGAGGUGUCGGUUAAUUGCGGGGUAGGAUGUCCACUUCGGCCAUUUUAUUGACCUCUAUGCAAUCAUAAAAUUAGAGAGUGACGUAUAUGGGAAUUUCUUUGAUUUGGCUUUGGUAAAUGAGGGAGUACGUUCAUUUCUCUCGAACUUCCAGCGUGGACAUUAAACACGAAUAAUUUGCAAUAGCUAGAAUAGGUAAACUCGGUCCCAGUCAUUCCUGUAUUAAUAUUUUUAGGCAAAAUUCACCUAGCAACGACUAUCUGCUCGCCUUUUGGUUUCUGGGGUCCAAAUGAUCAGACGUUGUGUUUACUGUUUCUCUGCCACCAGUUUGACGGACUUAUUCCGAAAAUAUGUUAUUAAUUAGUUUUUAUCUUUGUUUUGAUAGACCAAAAAAGGCAAGAAGGGAAAAGGCGAAAAGAAGCAAAACACCAUACAGUUCAGUGUUGUAGGUCCAGAUGAUAUGCCGAAACUGUUUGAGAAAUCACCUUCGAGCAAAACUAAGGAGUUGUCUCAAAUAAUAACUCGUCACAUAAAUUUAUCCGAACUGGAGACCGAGAUGAUGAGCUUUCCAGAACUUAGCCUUGAGGAGCGGCUGCGGAAACGAGAGGACGACCGGAGUCGCUUUGAAUGGGAUUCAAGUCUGCCCGCCAUUGACAAACGCUAUUUCAACAGAAAUAUUUCUCGGAUUAUGAGCGAGAUGGAUCCUCAACUGACUAAUAAUACCAGUUAG